CACAGCUGGGAAGGUUAUUUUUUGUUAAGCUUUUAAAUCAGAAAAUAACUACAGAUGUACGCGAAGACGUCUAUCUUAGCCAGCUUGCUGAACCAGAUGUUUUAAGUGAAAUACAGAGUAGACGUAAAUAAAUGUAGGAAUAGUCGAAUAGAAUAGCUAAGUUAAUCGAGAAACGUUGCAAAUCCCAGGUGAAUGUGGACUAACUUGUGAAGAAAAGCAGCUAACCAACUAGCGGCUAGCUGUAGCCUGUACACCAGGAGUCCGGCAGCCGCACAUUUUUGACAGCGGAAAUGAUCAGAAUGAAGCAUUUUUUCCGCGCCUGAGUUUCCUUCCUCAAACUUUAAGGCUUGUUGCGCGCAUCCAACAUGACAGAGAAAGUAACGGGAAUUUGGGCUGGCAGUGAUCCUCAGUUGUGCUGAUAACGGCGAUGAAUGGAAACACUAUCCAAUCAGGGACAAGCCGGCCUUCCACAUCACAGCCCCAGGGUUGGCGGGAUUUCUGUGAGCUGCACGCCGCGGCGACCGCCCACGACCUGGCCAAGCACUACCGCCGCUUCGCCGAAGACCGGCCCUCGCAGGAUGUGCUUCCCCCCGACACCUUCUCCAAGCAGUUCAGCGACCUGUUCCAGCGGCACUUCAGCACCGAGCUGUCCCGAAAUGCCCCCAACCCGCCCCCGCUGCCCCCGCCGCCCGUAACCAUGACGACCCGACUCCACAUCGCCUCCCUGGACUACCGGGAGGCGGGGCGCCCCGUCCCCCCCGCGCCGUCUUCCAAGACGGCGGGCUCUCCUCUGAUUGGUGGAUCGCCUCCGAGGCCCAGGCGGGAUCACGAGCAGCCCCUCCGCCAAGCCCCCGCCCCCGUCGCCGAGACGAUCUGCCCCGCCCUCCCUCGCCGCGGCCAGGAGGAGCCGUCGGCUCGACCCGCCCCGGUCACCUCGCCCCAACGGUACAGCCCCCCGGCCCCCGCUGACGUCACGCACCUGCCGCUCAGCCAGAUUCAGCACAGCAUCCGCCGCAUGCUGAGGAAGCAGCCGAAGGACGCUCCGCCCUCCCCCGCCUCCCGCGGCGAGAGCCCGCCCCUAUCCCCGCCCCCUGCCCCCUCCUCCGCCCCCUCCCAUUGGCUGGACAGGUUCGCCAACAGGUUCCGGAGCUCCAGGAGGGGCGGGUCGCGGGGGGCCGUUAAGGAGGGGCAGCUCUGGUACAUGGUGGUGGACGACACUAUCUCCGACGCACAGCCGCGAUGGCAGCGCGGGAGGCUGCUGGUCCGCCGGACCUCCGACGGCUACCAGCUCGAGCUCUUCGAUCCGCCCAAGAGCUCCAGCUCCAAGCUGACGGCGCGGUGUUGUGACGUGUCGGAGGUGCGUCGCUGUAACCGUCUGGAGAUGCCAGACAACAUAAACACCUUUGUGUUAAAGGUCUCAGGUUAGCACUAUCCAGGCAGCUUCAUCUUUGAGACGGACAAUGACCAGCAGGUCAGCUCCUGGACAACAGAGAUUAAAGAAUGUAUAAACAACGGGUCCGACAGUGCAGAUAUGGAGGUGCUCUCGGUGCCCCUGGGAGACAGUGUGGCCAGCACCAGGAGAGGAAGCUCAGAAUCGGCAGGUGAAGGGUCCCCGGCCUUCGCGAGGCCAGAGCAGGUGUGGCCUAAGGGGGACCACUACCUGUGGGCGUACCCCUGGUUCCACGGGCCCAUCUCACGGGUGAAGGCAGCGCUCCUGGUCCAGUCCUCAGGCUCUGAGGGCCACGGCGUCUUCCUGGUGCGGCAGAGUGAGACUCGCAGGGGGGACUACGUCCUGACCUUCAACUUCCAGGGCAAGGCCAAGCACCUGCGGCUCUCGCUGACGGAGUGGGGCCAGUGUCGGGUGCAGCACCUCCGCUUCUCCUCCGUCAUGGACAUGCUGAGCCACUUCCGCCUGUCGCCCAUCCCGCUGGAGUGCGGGGCCGCCUGCGAUGUCAGGCUGUCCAGCUACGUGGUGGCCGGCCCCGCCAGUGUGACUGGCUCAGUGGUUCUGGUGCCCUUCUCUCUGCACCGCUGGAGUUCGGAGCCCAGCCUGGCCCACAGCAGCCCAUCCAACUGCCCCCGCCUGCGCCCCCCUGACACCCUGCCGCCCCCAGGGCAGCUGUUCCAGCGGAGCUCCCCGCUGACCCCCCAGCGCCCCCACCUGGAGACCCUGCGCCGCAGCGAGUCGGACCGCCGGCCGUUACAGCGACACUCCACCCCCCACCCUCCCCCGCUCCCCCAGCGAGACUCAGACUAUGAGCUCGAACCGCCCGACAGGGGGCGCAAGAGAGCCAUCGACAACCAGUACAUGCUCCUCUGAACCCGAGGAGCAGGAGUACCAGGCCUUACUGACCCAAAGACUGCGACUCAGAGACCUGCACCUCUGAGUCUCCCACAUGAAUGUAUCGCUAUUAUCACCAUCAAUAUUAUUAUUAUUAUUAUUAUUAUUAUUAUUGUUCAUAUAAAAAAAGAAGAUGACAACAUCAUUCUAUGGGAUGUGGCUAUUUGGGAGAUGAAGGAAUGGCACUGGCGAAGGGCGAUUCUCCAGGCGUGGUUCUCCUCAGGCUGGGGGUGGACACUCCCUUAUGUUCCAGGGCCGUGGAGGUGCAAGGCUCCGUCUCCUCUUUCCGAAAACGUGUGCCUUGUCGUGCACCUGAAGGGAGGGAGCAGGAAGUGAUCGUUGGGGGUGAAGAAGAAAGUGGUCUCCCUCCGUAGGAUAGCAGUUAAAUAGCUACAGAAUAAUAUAAAUAUAUAAAAUAUAAUAAUAAUAAAUGUUAGAACGCCAUAUUCAUAAAGCAUUAGCCCCAUCUGAAUUUCCCACGGGGUUUUCCCUAAACAGGGCAGGAAGCAAAAAAUAAAAAAAUAAAAAAAUGAAAUGGACAGGUAAAAUGGGUAACAUCACUUAAUGUGACACCUUGGCUUUCUGGAGACACAGUUUGCCUAGUUUCAGAAGUUUUUAAAAUACCUGUUUUUAAACGGCUACUGGUGGCCAUUUUGGGUAAAUUGAAUAAUCUUUAUUACAUUAUCUUACAUUAUCUUUUGAUACUGACCUACUCAGUAGUAUUUUUAUAUAUAAAACAUUAUACAUGUUUAAUAUGUAUUUGGAUACACAGUUUUAAUACAUCUUUAUUAUAAAAUGUGUCACUUUGCCCAAAAUGACUGCAACAGCUUUCAGAGAAAAUGGUUGGGUAAUUAAAAUGUAAUUAAUGUUUUAUGAAGAAUCCCUGUAUGCAGAGAUGCAUUAACACAAUAGUUAAUUUAAGCUACUCGUGUUUGGGGGGUGUUUUUUUUUCUUUCUUUAAUGUGUUGCUCAACUUUGCUCCAUUUUGAUUUCUGUCGUCACCCUGUUGGGUGCCAACACACCCUCUCUCUCUGUUGCCACUUUAACACUAACUGUCCUUCUUCCCCAAAUAACAGAGGCCUGGUUUAGGAUUCUCUUUAGAUUUUUUUUUCUUUCUUUUUUUUCUUAUCACGGCAGGUUUCCUGUUUUUUUUUUAGAAACGCACACAAGCAUGUACGUCUGUUUCCCUGCAGGAGGAAGUCCACCUCACUCAAACGCCACGAUAACCUUCUACCGACAGCGCAAGAAAUAAAAAAUGGAUUUUAAACAGAUUUUAGAUGGCGACCAGAAAUAAUAUUUAGCCGAAUUCCUGAAUGGGAAAUUUGUACAUCAGUUUAAAAAAAGGUAGUCUAGUUUAUAACUUAAGGGAUGAAAACUAUUCAAAUAAAGUGGCUAUUAAGAGGCAAACACUCUCGCGAUUUCCACCAGCUCACUUAUUGUGCUGUCGAGGAUCAAAGUGAACUUUCUUUUCCGUAUUUAGGCUGAACGGAAGUGACGUGGUCUUUCUCAGGGUUAUCCUCCGACUUUGGAACGGCUGCAGAAUUCCAAAAAAGAAAAUGGCGACAGUCCGUGCAGAAAUAAAACCACUGCGUCAGAAACAGAUGCGCAAUACUUUCCCCAUAUUUCCCCAAGAUAACCCCUUUGCUUCAGUGAAUAAUUUGGCGCAUUUUUAAAAGCGUUGCAAAACUGUAUGUGUGUGUUACUACCUCGUGUGCAGCGUUCCCCUUGGUUUGGGAUGGUGGCGACAUUUGGUCAGGGGACAAACAGACUCAACUCACUCUUCAUCUGAUAGUCAUCGUAAUAGUAGAUAAUCCAAAAUGGUGGAAAACAUGUUCCUGUGCACACAUCACACAUUCCUGUGGACAGAGCAUUUAAAAAAAAGACCUCCCCCUUAACAACCAAAAAUGACUUUCGUGCAUAGUUAUGAUUAUUCCUGUACACAUGCCAUGAAAUAAGUUACACACACAUAAUGUUGAGGUAGUUUCUCUUUGAGAAUCUGCGCAUGUGGGUUUAAACUUUUGUAUGUCCAUAAGUGUCCAUGUCCCCAGACGUUAGGGUUUGUAAAAUAACAGCAGAGCCGCCAAUCUGCAGAUCUACUCAGGGCUGAACCAGUACUAUCACUUCUCCCGCAGAGACACACCCACAGGAACACCCCCAAUGUCGACAGACACGCCCACUCCCCGGACACACACCGGGCCCAUCCCAGUGGCUUAUUUUUCUCCUCUUUUUUCUUUUCCUUGCUCCUCUCUGGUUACUCGAUCGAGGUCCGCCAUCUUGAAGGACAUUCCAACCUGGUACUUCUAGGAGGGGCUAGGAGUGGAAGUUAGGAACUCCCAAAACUUUCCUUUAAGCAAGGGAACGUCAGCACAUCUUUCGUGGAAUGCGUGACAUAAAUCACGUGACAUGAAGGGUCCACCCCUCCUCAUGCGCCACGUCUCUAACUGACUGUGGCUUUGAACUGACGUUUGAAGGGGCGAGGACGUUCCAUUUGCCUAAAUUACGUCCUCGAUUCCGUCUUUACCUCCUUUACGCUCUUCCUUUUCUGCCUCCCCCAACGGGUGGAGCGAGGAGCAGGAAAAGGAGGCGAAGGAAGAUGAGGAGGAGAAAAAGAAGUGAUUGGAAGGAGCCCACACACUCUCCAGAAACACACCCUCAUUCUUUCCCAAAGUUGCUCAAAUCAGCACAAUGAAUGUAGGCCUUCUUGUAUGUUAUAUUAGCAUUAAGAGCACUGUAACUCUCUCUCCACUCCAACCCAAUCAGCUUGUCCUGUUUCUACAAAAAAAAAACCCUAAUGCAUUAUUGUCUGAUAAAAUAACAUUUGUUCUGAUUAAAUGGCUAGAAUAUGCAUAUGAAUUAAAUUAUAGUAACUGUAUAUUUGAACCUUUUUUAAAUAAAGCUAACAGUAAAACUUUA
Messenger RNA from Conger conger (European conger), 5254 nucleotides. RefSeq names its product SH2B adaptor protein 3 (gene sh2b3). Gene Ontology annotation, cellular component: plasma membrane. Gene Ontology annotation, biological process: intracellular signal transduction. Gene Ontology annotation, molecular function: transmembrane receptor protein tyrosine kinase adaptor activity. NCBI's taxonomy places the organism in Eukaryota, Metazoa, Chordata, Actinopteri, Anguilliformes, Congridae. The transcript has 8 exons. The record is from RefSeq and is a predicted model, not a curated record.